UCCAUGGCCGAGCGCAGGAGGCGGCGGCGGGCUUAGAGCGGGGCCCCCGGGGGUUGUUGCUGUCUCCGCGGCCGCUGGCUGGGUGAGGAGGGGCUGGCGCGAUGUCCGGGUGCGGGAUGGAGGCAGAUUACCCCGCCUUUGAGAACCCGCUCUGCGGCGAGCUCAAGCACAUUUGCAAAAGGAUCCGAGAGACCUACAAGGAGAUCAAAGAGGACCUGACCCCUUACAAGGAUGAUCGCUACUACAGGUUGGCCCCGAUGCGAUUGUAUACGCUGUCCAAACGCCACUUUGUCUUGGUCUUCGUUGUAUUCUUCAUUUGUUUUGGUUUAACCGUUUUAAUAGGUAUUGCAGGUCCCAAUGUCAUUGAACCCUUUCAAGUGAAAUCUCAGUUGAAUAAUGGCUCCAAGAUAAGGCCAUUUAAUUUAAGUUCACCGCCGUUAUCUACUUAUAAUCAGCAGUUAUGGCUGACAUGUGUAGUAGAGUUGGACCAACAUUUUGAUAACAAAUGGAAUGGCUUGAAAAAAACCUUCAAUAUGCUGGUUACAAUAAGUGGUGUAAUAGAGAAUGCAAGCGUCAGGUAUUUCAACAAGGAACUUCACAACCGAACAAGGACACUGAACUGUGCACAGCAAUGUGCUGAAUUUAUUGUGGUCCAUCUUGGUUAUCUGAACUACACUCGCUAUGAGAUCACUGUCGCCUUUGAAAACCUUCCUCCAAUCAAGCAUUACAAUUUCACAUGGAAAACCUAUAACUCAGCCUUCUCUCAAGUGGAAAUCUGGUUCCGAUUUGUCUUUGUGGUCCUUACUUUCAUCGUCACAUGUCUCUUUGCACACUCCCUGCGCAAGUUCUCUAUGCGAGAUUGGGGAAUAGAGCAGAAGUGGAUGUCCAUCCUCCUCCCCCUGCUGUUGCUUUAUAAUGAUCCAUUUUUCCCCCUCUCGUUCCUAAUCAACAGUUGGUUUCCUGGAAUGCUAGAUGACCUCUUCCAGUCGCUGUUCUUGUGUGCAUUGCUGCUGUUUUGGCUCUGUGUCUACCAUGGGAUCAGAGUGCAGGGCGAAAGGAGGUGCAUAACAUUCUAUUUUCCUAAACUCCUUAUUGUUGGUCUUUUGUGGCUGGCUUCUGUUACAUUAGGAAUAUGGCAGACUGUCAAUGAACUACGUGACCCAACGUACCAGUAUGGGAUUGACACAAACAACUUUCAGGGUAUGAAAAUCUUCUUCCUUGUGGUGGCAGCUGUGUACAUUUUGUACCUUUUGUUCCUGAUAAUCAGGGCAUGCUCAGAACUCCGAAACAUGCCCUAUGUCGAUCUCAGGCUAAAAUUCUUGACCGCAUUGACAUUUGUAGUUCUCGUCAUUAGCAUCGUUAUACUUUAUCUGCGUUUUGGAGCCCAGGUUCUGCAAGACAACUUUGUGGCUGAACUGUCGACCCAUUAUCAUAAUUCUGCAGAAUUCCUAUCGUUCUACGGCUUAUUGAACUUCUAUUUAUACACAUUAGCCUUUGUAUAUUCACCAUCAAAAAAUGCCCUGUAUGAGUCUCAGUUGAAAGAUAACCCUGCCUUCUCUAUGCUGAACGACUCAGAUGAUGAUGUGAUCUAUGGGAGUGACUAUGAAGAAAUGCCACUUCAGAACGGUCAAGCCAUCAGAGCCAAAUUCAAGGAAGAAUCAGACAGCGAUUAAGUUUUCAUAGAAGUGACCUGCUCUAUGAGAACAAAAGCAAUCUUGACACUCUUCCCCCCCCCACCCCCCUAAAAAUCUUUUUCCUGAGUCUAUUGUUAACUGAUCAUAGACUUCUGUGGAAGGAUUUCCUGUUUUCCCCUUUCUGUUUACAAACCAAAAACUGAAGUGGGAGAGGGGGCAGAAUAUAAUUUUUAGGGAAGAGUUAUUUUGUAAACUCAAAAGUGUACCCCGCUUUUUUGAAAACAGUUGUGAUGGGAUGCCUCCAGACCAGAUUGUUGGGGGAGCUUGUUGUGCAUUGCCACAGCUAAUACUUUGAUUUCCUCAUAGUUUUAUAACUAUUUACUUGGAAUGUAGUAUUGAGAUGCUUAUUUUUUACUCCAAAAUAAUUUUAUUUCGACAUUUGCAAACUGUGUUUGCAGAGAAGGGAAGAGAGGAAAUGCCCCAGCUCCCAACGUCAUUCAACCCCAAACUUACUCUGAUUGGAAUCUGCUUGGCACUUCCAACAUCUUGAGAAACCUCAAUUUCUGUUUUCCCAUUUCAGGGGUUGAAAGGUGGUGGGUAGGAAUUGCAAUUGUGAUUCAGCACUGUAUAUGACUUGAAUUAAAUGAAGGAGUUUUUUCAGUUAUCUGAUUUUGUGAUUGCGAUUAAGCACACCAGUUCAGUUUCUUCUGAGACCGACAUAAUUCUAUAUAAUUGUAUUGGAAGAGCAAAAUAAUUUGAGAAAGAAGGUGUUCUAAGGCUGCUUUAUCUUAAAACAACAGCCACAUUCGGUGAAAAUCAUAGCCAUGCACCUGAGUAUCUUCUGCCUGUGUAAAUGAUGACUGGAUGCUGGUUGCUAUUGUUUUUUAAGAGGGAACAAUAUAUAAUUUUAACACACAUUCCUUUAAAUUCUGUAACUGUUGUCCCCCUCCCCCCAGAUAAGGGUGUUUAAAUAGUUUGGUAUUUAAUAACCAGUAGUAUAGAAACACAAACACAUUAUCUGUUGGAUGUGAACCUAGGUGGGCUCUUGGAGAUAUUUGUGUAGGAAAUUCUCUUCAUUUAACUGAGCACGAUCCAAAAUGGUGGUUGAUCCAUUUUGUUGAACCAACUGUAUAAACCAGCAAGGUAAAUUGGAGCCUUCAAAUUACAGAGAAGUCUUCAGAUUUCAGAGUUCUGCAAUAAUUGUUGGAACGUGACAGUAUGUUAUGACCCAUGUGGAGGCCACUUGAAACAGCCUUUGUACGAUGCCUGCCACAUAGGCAGAAGACAAUGGCUAACAUGGAAUGAAUCAUCCUCAUUGCGUGCAUACAAUGGGACCAAGCCAAUAUACACAUUGCAGCAAUGGCGUGGUGAAGCCUCAGUGUAGUGGUUGUGAUGUGUGUACUUGACUGUAGUUGGUUCAAUGAAAGGUAUGAUCUGAGCCAUUUUGGGUUCUGUUUUGCGAUAGGCAUUUCUUUUAGCUCAUCUUCAGACACACCUAAAAUGGCAGCUUUUGUGUGUUCCAUUCUUACCCAUGCUGGAAAUGUGCACUACUGAAGUUGAUACAGUUUAGCAGAAUGGUGCUUCCAAUCACAAUUUAUUGAGAAAUGCCUCUUUACUCUCCCACCCUGGUAGUUUUGGUUCUGAAUGGAUUUAUUAAAAUAGUAUGAUGGGGAAAUCAUGGGUAGCCCUCCUACCUCACAGAAGCUGUCAGUAUUUUCAUGUGCUUUUUCAAGCCCAUGUUCUUGCCUAUAAAUAACUCCAGUAGGUUCCUUUUGCAGAAACACUUUGUUAUAUCACUGACCAUAACAAAAAUGACCAAUAUGCAAGGACUGAAGACCCUUUUUGAGUUGAAUGUAAAAGUUCAGUGCAUUUCUGCUGGUCACACUUGAAUUGCUAUUUGCAUCUCUUGCUUGGCAAACCUUGUCCUAACAUAAUUUAAGCUGCAGAAACAGUCUACAGGUGACUUGCAUCUCAUGUAGGGGUUGUGUUUUUGGCCAUUGCGGGUAUAAGCAAAAUUGUGUAAAGCCCAAACCGACCCCUAGCAAGCCAUUUAACAACAUUUUUUUAAAAAAAUCACUGCACUUAACUGGUGAGGGAUGAAUGUGGCUCUUAGUCUUCUGCAUCCUUUCCCUUGCUGGAUGCUACUGCAGACGAUAUGAAGACCCAGGGGAGUUGACUGGUAGCCGGAAGAAGUGCUUGGCUGUGGUUCAGAUCUAGAAGUGGGUUGCCUGGGCACAUCUGCUGCUGCUAUUGCUAGUUUCUUUGUGAGGAGCAUGGUGAUUGAUAGGUGCUGCUGUUGUCUCUUGGGCUCAUCAAACAUUUCCUUGCAUGGUCUCAGAAUGUCUGUAUUCCCACAGAUGAUCUUGAGGAUGCAUUUCAUGGAAGGGUCAGAUCAUAUGUGUUGAAAGGUUGAGAAAAUUUCUGCAGGCUCCAACUUGCUGACUCAUGCUCUCUAUCCUCAUCCUCGCAUUCUGAACUUGAGCUGACCAGUUACUCUAGCCCAGGCACCCCCAAACUUCGGCCCUCCAGAUGUUUUGGACUACAAUUCUCAUCUUCCCAAACCACUGGUCCUGUUAGCUAGGGAUCAUGGGAGUUAUAGGCCAAAACAUCUGGAGGGCCGCAGUUUGGGGAUGCCUGCUCUAGCCAUUCAACAGUCAGUACCUGUUUGGCCCUCAGUUGGCUCUGCAGUCUGAGGUUUCUCCACACUCCAAACCCUUCAGUUGUCUCUAGAAACCCCUCCACAAGUCUCUCUGGCCACCUCUGAUCACCCUCUGCAACCACCCCUUCUAUGCCCAAACACUCUCAUGAAGGCUGUUGGAUCUUUUCCCCCUUGUGUACCGUUUUCUUAUCCCCCCCCCCGGUGCAUGCCAUUUUUGCACCACUUUUUGGCAACGUGCAUGAUGCCGAGAGUGUGCCUGUUAAAUAAGCGUCAGAUGCGAGUUACCUGUAGUUACCUGCUCAUUCUGCUGUUACUGUUUUCUAGUCAUAGGCUGGGAUAAUAAGAACCUUGUGCAUUAGUGGAAAGGACACUUCUCUGUGGGUAUAUGAGAGAGUUGGUGGGAUGACGGCUUUCUCAGUAUGUGCAAGGAGUUACUCUGGAAAAGGGUUAGUACUUGCAAAAAACACAGCGCUUUGAAUCCUAGCCAUAGACAAGUAUAUGGUGAUUGAUACCUCAAGGCUACGAAUAAACUGACGAAUAAACCAUGGCUUAGGGCAUACAUAUAGCCUCCCGAGGAGAUCCCAUUUGCUUUGCUACCCCCAUCAUUUUGCUGUUAUUGCUGCUGCUGAACUAAGCCAUGGUUUGGCUUACUGCAUAUUCUGACCUCUGGGUUGAACAACAUGAUAAGGCAAACCAUGGCUUAGCUCAGCAGCAAAAUGAGCAGUGACAAGCAAAGCAUCUGUGAUCCCCAUUCUGGGAGUUUGUUGGUCCUAAACCACGGUUUGGCUUAAUGUGACAUGUGAAUUUAUGGCACUGUGAAGGAUUUGUUCCGCUAUUUUUGCAAGUAAAUAUCUACACUGGUAUUAAAGCUAUGAAAGAGUGUCAUGCACUUUGCAUAUCAAAAGUACAAGACCUAAUACCGGUAUUAGUAUAAUCAUCUAAAUGUAAUAGUUUGCUUUUGCUGGGUUUCUGAUAAACCAUUUCAGAUGUUUUGUUCUGUGGCAAUCAGCAAGUUAGAGUGCUAAUAUGUAUUUAGUAAAAUGUUGUUGUUUUUAACAGCAAAUUAAAACCAAGGCAUGGAGUAUAUUCUAUGGAUAAUAUCCAAUGUUGGUCAUACUCAGAGUAGACCCAUUUGAAUCAAUGGAUUUAAGUAACUUGUACAUUGAUUUCAGUGGAUCUAAGUACGACUUCACGUUGUAAAACUUGGGAAACUAGAUGUGUAUUUUUCUUAAUCUUUUAUAUUUCUUGAUAUUGACCCCUAGUAAUCAUGUGGAAAAAUUGUACUACUUGUCUUUUGAUGUAUAUAUUCUUUUAAAUUAUUGUUGGCUUCUCUUCUACAUUUUAAAUAUCUAGGGUGAUAUUCAAUUAAUGAGUCCUGACAAGUGUCAGCCCUGUGUGAGGACUUUUGCUUGCAGAACAAUAUGCAGGGGGACAAGGGGAGGGGGUCAUUACAAAGUCUCAAUGCUUGUCCAUACAGAACGAUCACUCAGUUUUACUUAAGUUCCCAAGUUACCUUUUCCCUUAAUUCUGGAGAAAAUAAAUGAAUUCCUGAGUUAAUUUCUUAAUUAAAUGUCCCCGAAGUUCAUUGAACUUUAGGAAUUGAAGGCCACUUUUUGCUUUUGUCUGUGAUCAGAUCACUAAUGCAUUUGUCUCCACUUAUCUCACUCAUCUGACGAGUCCCAGGAACAAGCAUCCAGCUAUGUUUCCCAUUGCAUUUUUAGUGCCAUUUGUUAUUUUCUAUUUGUAAAAUAUUUCUGCUUACAUCUGAAGCUGAUCAGUGUUGCUUACUGUGCGCUGCAAUUGUUUGAUUCAUCUUAAACUAGAGCAUAAUACAGCCAGAAUCGAGCACUUCCAAGCAGUGUUGAUUUCAGUGGUGAAAUUAAGCACUUACUUCAAUCGCCUAAGUUGAUGAGACUUGAAAGUUCUUCAUUCUGGCUGCAUUAUACUGCUAAUGUAGAGUUUCAUAAACUGCCAAAAAUAUUUUCGUACAAAAUUGUUAUAUUUAUAAUCAUAACCUGCAUGUCCUGGAAUUUUUAAUAUAGUUUUAGCUAUUCACCAGUUUUGAUACUGAGUGGAAGCAGACAUUUUACUGUCUUCAUGAGGAACCUAUCUUUUUUUAAUGUCACAUAGCAACUUGUUUAAAAAGCUCAGUGUUAAACACCCAGAACAUUUAAAGUUGUCAUAUUGCAAACUGGGGAAAACACAAGGUAGUAGUAGAGACUAUUUUCAGGUGUAUUAAUUGGAAUUCUUUUGCACAGAUAUGAUAAUUGAGCACAGUGUGUUGUGUUUUUAUUUUUUGCUAAGGGGUUCCCUAUGAAUAGGAGAGUCACUGGGAUAGCUGUUGUUUUCCUUUUAGCAGGGCUUCAUAAACUGUGCUCCACGGACCAUGAGCUUCAUUCAGGUAGUCUGCAGUGUGUCUGUAAAAAUGCAGUUUAAAAGCAUCCAGCAAUGUACUACUGCACCUUACAAUUGCUACAAGCAGAAAAAUCAUUUAGAGGUCUGCCAAGAACCUCAGCAAUUUUCAAGUGGUCCAUGGGGGAAAACAUUUGGGAAUCCCUGCCCUGCAGCCGGAUGAGGAAGCUGUUAGUGAAAGUGCCUUUGGAUAUGGUGUUUAGUUGGCUUCCACAAGGAUCAGUUGCCAAGCAACUUUGCUUCAGCUGGGCUUUUGAGUAUGAGCUAGAUCCCCUCAUCAAAUAAAAUAAUUGCCAGUGGACAACUGCAGCAGUAAUUCUGCUACAGUGGGAGAACAUCGCCCACUACAAAGCAUAUAUUUUGUUUCGUCAUGUUUUUGUUUUUUAAAAAAAAUGUGUGUCCCAUCUUUUUUGUUGGCAGAAGUUGCUGCUUUUGAAAUGGCUUCUGUAGAGUGUGUAAAAAGGCUUGCUGAUGCCCACUGUUGGUGAAAAACAUCUCUAGAUAAAGACAAUAUGAGCAUUGCCCCCGCAUAUGGUGUAGCCUCCUUCAAAGUGCUUGUAGUUUUUGCCUAUUUUGUCUUUGCCUUUGUUUAACAUGGAUCACUUUUGCCUUAGCAGAUGUGAUUGUCAGUUGCAGCGCUAACUGUUUAGGUAAAUAUGCAGUUUGUACACACUGGCGUUUAUGGUUAAAAUUUCAAUGUGCCAGUAAUACUAAGAGGCAGUAAUGUAACUAGGACUGUGCUCAACGUUCAGACAAGAUAAAGCUAUAAUCUUGGUAUCUGAAGAAGUGUGCAUGCACACGAAAGCUCAUACCAAUGACAAACUUAGUUGGUCUCUAAGGUGCUACUGGAAGAAAAUUUUUUAAUUUUGUUUUGGCUAUAAUCUUGUGUUUUGUAUGCUGCAACCUUCAGUUUCCACCUUCAGGGAAAGUAGUCUGUAGUGUUCUCAAUUUUUUAAAUAGAAACUAGUGAUUAAAUAGAAACUAGUGGUGGGAUUCCCCGCUGCUGCUUUAGGAUCUUCCCACCCACCACUUUUUCUUCCUGGCUUAGUCACAUAAGUGAUCAUAUACCAGCCAGAGAUAAUGAAGGAGGAAGAUGUCAUACUGUCUCGUAGCCAAUCAGAUGUGGUUGUGCUAUAAUAUCACUGAGGUUGAGGGGUGGCAAGUUUAAACAAGCAAAGAUUUCUACAGAUUAUACAGAAAAAAGCACUGGCAAAAGGGUCACGGAAAACAAUUUUUUUCUGAGUAACCUUGGCUCAGCCCUAAGUGUAAACCCAGUAGAAUCAUGCCAAAGAAUAGGAAAUCUGUGUUUAUAUCAAAAGAAGUUUGUUUAGCAAGGAAUUUGCAGCCUGAUCCUGUGCAUGCUUACUCAGAAGCAAGUCUAAGUUGGUUCAAUCAGACUUACUCCCACAUGAGGUACAAAGCCUUACUUACAAUGAGAGAAUACUUCUAAAUGGUGCCCAAGGCCAUUACUGCAUUUAAAUGAUGUAGUCACAUCUGUUGCAUUUUUAGCCAUAUGUUCCAAUUGUGCCAGUAAUUGAUAUGAAAAGCUCCUUAUGCUACUGUACAACUGAACUCAACAUUUGUAAAUAGAUGUAAAAUGAAAUAAACCUCUAGAAAAUAUUUUCUACCAAAACGUGGCUAGAACCUUUUCAUAGUGUACGUUUACGUUAAUGAAAAGUUGUAACUAUAAAUUUGCUUUUGGAAAGGGUAUGCAUGGGGUACCUUAAUGUGUCAUCUUCAUGCUUCAGGGUAGAUGCUCUUUGUAAUUCUGAUGGGGCACUAGCAACAUUGGUGAUAACUUUCCCCGAGCAGGAAUUUGAGUUAGUUUACUUUCCGUAAAAUACUGGGUGCAGAGAUGUUUUUGGAGACUGUGCAUAGUAAAAUUACGUUCCAAUCCAAUGCAUUCACAAUAAAGUUUUAUAUAGAACCUUUGUGCCUAUCUCAGUAUUGUUCCUCUCCAUACACAAUAAAUGGUGGCACGUUUAUUUCCAUGUGUGCAUAUGGAAAUUCAUUUGGUGGCAUGUAAUAGAUAAGCUAAAACUGCUCUGGCUUUAGUAUGGAAAAACUCUCAAUUUCACUGUCUUUUCAUUGACCUGAAUUUGAUGAAAAUAUAGAUGCAUCUGACGAAAACAAAAUUGGUUGUCUAUUUGGGGGGGGGGAAGUGACAUCAAAUGAUAACACAGCUCAAAGUAAUGAUGUCUAACUCUAAAUAUCUUCAUGAAGCAUGGUGGACAACCAGCCAUCAUUCCAGGGGGACAAGCAGAAGCCCCUUGAUGCUACUUGAUGGAACUGUAGCAGGUACAGUACUGGAACCUCGCUUGCAUGCGCACCAAUCUCUGCCAAGUGCUCAAGGACAAUAAAUGGGGGUGCAUGCCCCCUUUCUCUUUCCUGACGAAGAUAAUUGGCAAUCUUUAUUGAAGUGCAUGCUGUUGAACUGCCACCAACUUUGCAACUGGAUGAUAGAUGCCAGUCUCACCACUGCCUUUUCCCCAAAAAACUGCCCCAGUGAGAGCACUGCCAAUGAGCUCGAGUUCAUAAAGAAAUACGUCAAUUUGCCAAUAUGGAUUUGCAGGGCCUACGUUGGCCCUGGAGUGGGUGGGGAGAGAAUUGUCUUGUCCACCUGCGAACACCUGUGUGCUUGAAUUUUUCAGAUAAGCUUGCUAUUUUAAUGGAAUAGCAGUAUGUUUUGUUCUUAAGCUUUUAAAUGCCCUGUGGUUUCAGAAAUUGUGGAGCACAAUAAGGCCAUAAAUACUGAACCAUUAUUUUAGUAACAUGCUAUUUAACAUUAGUUUGUCCUACUCAGGUUUUCCCAGGGGUCGCAACUGAACAAAUUAUGCUUCUUUAUUGUAUCACACAAUUGUUCUCCAUCUAGUCUCAGCCAGAGGACUUUCCCAGCCCUGCCAACCCAAGAAGCACUGAAUAAGUGAUGCCAGGGAUUGAAGCUACAUGAAAAGCAUGUACCUCUCCCACUGUGCUAUGGUCCAUUCACAAACGCUAGCGACAAUCCCAUGGUUGGAAACUGCAGUUCACUUUUUUGACCACAUAGUUAUACACAAACUGAGGCAGAGUGCAGCCAUACAGUCAAGUUCGUUUCACAGUAAAACAGCUCACUCAUUCUGGAGUGUUCUGAAAAAUGCUUUGAUAAAAAAUACUGCAUCCUGGCAAUUCUUUGAGGUGUGUGGAAUACUUAUGUGGCUAUUUUAAAUAACAUUUAGCCCAACUUGUUCCACGAGAACUUACAGUGAAGUGGAUUUCUGAUUGGUUUGGUACAAGUCUACCAUCUCAAUAAGACCAACUGUGCUUAGGCUCUCAAAUGUCAGCUCACUCCUUAAGUGACAGCUUCUGUGUACUAAGACACAGGAUCUCUACCCUACUUUGAGAUCCCUGGGGUAGAGCCUUGGAUCUUUUACAUUCAAAGGAUGUGCCCUGUGCUAUGGCAAGCAUGGAUCAAUGUUCUGAGGCUUCUUCCCUCUGUUUUGUGAGGUGUGCUGGUCUCCCAUUUUCAGAAUGGGGUAAAAUAAGAAGUACUUUCUCUACAAUCAAUUAACUUGGGGCCCCUCCCAUAGCUGCCAAGUUUUCCCUUUUCUCGCGAGGAAGCCUAUUCAGCAUAAUGGAAAAUCCCUUUAAAAAAGGGAUAACUUGGCAGCUAUGGCCCCUCCUAGUUAUAUGUUUGGUCAGGGAGCAAAGAGCCAUCUAAAUUGAUUUUAAAAAAAAACAAACUCAAUUUUACUUUAAAGAUAACUCUGCACCUUGGAGCAAUCAGCUGCUAGCCCCUCCAUGCGUACUCAUAUUAUACACUCCUAAAAGUUUUGGCUCCCAUUAAAACUGGAGUUUCUUUAUAUGGGAAUGUUUAAAAUACCUAAAGUUGUCUAGUGUAAACAACUGGAGCGUUGGGUUUUAGGAUACCAGGUAAGCCCCUAAAAGGACGACUGCUUAAGGAAUAACUCUGCACCCCCAUUUCUUCACAAUGAUCCAUUAGGGCCAAGCUGUUACAGGCAUGU
This is a messenger RNA of Zootoca vivipara (common lizard), 10706 nucleotides long. It is a transcript of the gene TMEM181, whose product is annotated as transmembrane protein 181. Gene Ontology annotation, molecular function: toxic substance binding. Lineage: Eukaryota; Metazoa; Chordata; Lepidosauria; Squamata; Lacertidae. The record is from RefSeq and is a predicted model, not a curated record.